This is a messenger RNA of Dothidotthia symphoricarpi CBS 119687, 1902 nucleotides long. RefSeq lists its product as uncharacterized. The record is from RefSeq and is a predicted model, not a curated record. The annotation marks the transcript as partial. NCBI's taxonomy places the organism in Eukaryota, Fungi, Ascomycota, Dothideomycetes, Pleosporales, Dothidotthiaceae. The transcript has a single exon.
ACACAUUUAAUGAACAUGGCGGACGAUCCCUGGGUUUGGACGCUAGACGAACUUGUUAACAGACUGUGUCACUCGAAGACUGUGUUCCUGGCUGCAGGCUGCGAAGAUGCCAGCAUACCUGAUUCAGCAGCACUUGAACGUCAAUUUCGAAGUCAGAACAUCACAGGCGCCACGUUUCUUGACGCGCUGCAUCGUCCGGAGAUACGACAUGGGUUCACGGUCCACAACCUAGACCAACGGUUGGCGAUAACAUCGGUAAUUGGUUUCCUUCAAAGUCAAUCUUGUGCAUACAAGCAGAAGAAUGCUACGGGUACUCGGACUCUCGGCGAUCUUGACAACAUUGAUAUGAAUGGACGCAAGCGCCAGAAAUUGACGAACGUGGGUUCUGCCGCUCUGCCCGUCAUUCGACAAGAUCCACAACAUGCAGUGCCUGGAACGGGAGACUGGGACCAUCUAUUACAAUGGGAACAGGUGGACAAUGGCGACGAAACAAUAGAGGAUUUGGAGGAAGAAGACGAUACGGGUGAUGAAGACGACGAAGACGCUGAGGCCCCUCUAGAAGACGCUCAUAGACGCGGACUGAACGACAGGCACGAUGAAGCACACGACCGAAGCAAGAUAAGUCACGAUCAGAUUGUCGAAAUCAUAAACGAACGUAUCGAGAACUACACGGCAUCCUGGAGGCCCGACAAAGAAAAGGACACUACAUAUGAUCCAGUAGCCAUGUGGGAAAAAGCGAACGCAGCAGGUCAACUUCAAGAAUUUGUGAAAAAGUAUGAGAACGACAUGGCCUAUUACGAACAACGUCUUAACACACUCUGUGACGAGAUCCUGAAGUUUCCUGGGAAUAACGUAGUCACUGUGCGCCUUCAAUGUCGAAACCUCGAGGGUACUGUUGAGUCGUUGGAAUUGGCGACAUGGCUUCGUGAUAUCUACCAACUGCAUCCUGUCGAUGACAGCGAAGAGGAACUAAGUCCAGAUUCAAGUUCAAGUCCUAGCAUCCAUCGCGAUGCAACCGGGUCGAUGUCACAACCAACAUUACUUACACAUCGACCACAACCACAACUCUCCGGGGAGAUUAUCGAUCUUGGCUCACCAUCGGAAUCAUCCGAUAAUGAUCAAGAUGACGAUGUGCCCGUUGAUACUUCUACAGACCCUGGAGUAGACGUCGACAGACACCAGUCGACUUCUCCUCGCCGAUUUUAUACCCCGGAUUCCGUCAUCGUUGAUACAGUUGAACCUUCCACGCACGUCCGAUCAGAGAUUCUCACACACACUCAGCCCAGGCCUCCUUUGAUAGUUGACGCUGCCGUCUCAUUUCCCCCGCAAGAAUUUAUUGGCGAUGAACCGGAGCACUCAUCGAUUGGAACAGUACGUGGCUGGAAAUGGACGGAUCUCAUCAACACUCAAGACCGAAAAAGGAUCGUUUCGAAGGCUGUCCUGGAGCUAAACUCAGAAAACCGUGAGAUGAUACGCACGCGACUCAAGUUUGUUGGCAAAGUCAGCCUAACAAAAGAGAUCAACGCCUGCAUUGCAAUGAUGGCGAAAAAGGAAACAAGAAUGCAAGGCGUGCUACCGAGAGAUCUUCCAAAAAUCUUGGUUUUCACUAGAUUGUUUCUGUCUUGGUGGCUGUCUCAAAGAUUCUCCACAGCGGAACCGUCAAACUCGGAUCUCGAAGAACUUUCGCAGUGCCUGGAAAGAGGAAGAGCCCCAGAUUUGAGUGUGUUUUGCGACUACCUCGCCAUCAUCAUGGCGACAACAUUUAGUCUGGAGGCGUUGAAACACCCUGAACGGCCCUCGCAGAGGGAAGUCAUCAAUUUGAUCUCCGAUGAUGAAGAUGAUACACACAGGCCAAAGAAAGCUUCAGUUUUACGAGCCAACUCUCCUAUCGUCCUCGACUGA